UGUGUCCGGGUCAAAUUUCUUCGCAAAAAUUUUCACUGCAAAAUAAUCUCUCCUAUGGCUUCGUCCUAAAUAAAACGUGAAUUUUUUGUCCCCUUUUUUUAUCCCUUUCCUCUUCCACUCCCUCGUCGGCCAUGGCGGCCUCCUCGCUCUCCUUCCUCACCGUGGCGCACCACCCUAUCUUCCCCCUCAACCCCGGCCGCCUCCGCCGUCCUCACCCCGCGACACCCACUCCCAAACCCCUCUCCGCUGCCAUCCGCUGCUCCGCGACGGCGCCACCAGCGGCAGCGAGAGCGAGGCCCAUCCCGCCGCCGAAGCUGGUCCGCUGCCCGGCGCUGGACCGCCACGCGUCCCGGGCCAGCCGCCUCCGCUUCGCCCGAAAGCUCCUCACCCUGCUCCUCUCCAAGCCGCGCCGCUUCCUCCCGCUCCGCGUGCUCCGCCGCUGCCGCCGCUUCCUCGGCGUCCCGCGCGACCGUCCACUCGUGCCCUUCGUGCUCCGCUACCCGGCCAUCUUCCGCCUCUUCCACGCCCCCGUCUCCUUCCCGCUCUCCCCGUCCCUCUCCACCCUCGCCGUCGCGCUCACCCCGGCCGCCCACGCCCUCGCCGACGACCUCGCCGCGCUGCGCGGGUCCGAACUCGCGCCCGGGCUCGCCGCCAAGUUCCACCGCCUCCUCCUCAUGACCCCCCGCCAUAGCCUCCUGGUGUCCAAGCUCGCUCACCUCGCCCCCGACCUCGGCCUCGCCAUGGACUUCCGCGCCACGCUCUGCCCUAACCACCCGGACCUCUUCACCUUCGCGCACACCUCCCAUGGCCACGCGCUCCGGCUGGUCGACGACCCCACGCCGCCGCCGUCACCUUCGCCGCUCCCUCCGCCUGUCCGCUCCGCGGACCGCCUCAUCGACCGGCCAAGGAGGUUCCCGCACCUCCCGCUCCGCCGUGGCCUCAACCUCCGCCGCGCGCACCGGGACUACCUCCUGCGGUUCCACAGCCUGCCCGAGGUGUCGCCUUUCGAGCCGCUGGAGGAAGGCGCGAGCGCGGAGAUGGCCGAGCGGCGGGCGUGCGCCGUGGUCCGGGAAGUGCUGGCGAUGACGGUGGAGAAGCGGACGCUGGUGGACCACCUCACGCACUUCCGCAGGGACUUCGGGCUGCCCAACCGGCUGCGUGCCAUGCUGGUGCGCCACCCGGAGAUGUUCUACGUGAGCAUCAAGGGCGUGCGGCAUUCGGUGUUCCUUGUGGAGGCGUUCGACGAUGAUGGGAGGCUCCUAGUGGAGGAUGAGAUGCUGGUUGGGAGGGACCGGCUGGAGGAGCUUGUCCGGGAGGGGAAGCGGAUCAGGCGGGCGCGGAAGAAGGGUGAUUUGGCAGUUGAUGGUGACAGUGAUGAGGAUGAGGUGGAAGAUGAUAAUGUAGUGGACGAUUCAUUAGGGGCGGAUGGUGAAUUUGGGGACUUGUUUGAAGCUGGUGUCGCCGGCGAUGACUGGAAUGAGGUGGGUGGAAUCGAGGGGGACAACGAAGGCGAUGCUGAAUCGGAUGCGAUGGAGGAGUUUUGGGUGAAGAAAGCUGUGGCAGAGGGGCUGGUUGACAGUGGCAGCGAGCAUGAUGUUUGGUGAGGAGUGUUGAGCUGCAAGGAUUUUGCCCAGACUGUUAAUGAGGAUCACGAAUUGCUGAAAUGCACUCUUCUCACCAAUUCACAGUAGCCAGAUUUCCAUAGUAUUGCUAUAACUUGGGAGCUUUGGUUAUGAAGGUGAAUGGUAGUUCAAAUAUUAUGGCCCAUUUGAGGUGAGUUUCCACUUUCCUCCAUCCAUGGAGGCAGCCCCCACUAGUGUCAACAAUAUCUGAGCUUUCAUCAACACAGACAAUACCAUCAACAAGGAUGCCGAGAGCAAUGCCUGCGAUGACUACUCCCCGAGCCAUGGCAUGUAGAAUCUCCACUCAAUAUUGCAUCUGUGCUAUUUCUGGAGUACCAAAAUGACGACCAGUAUUGGAUGCUAAACCAGCACUCUGGGACCGGAGGAUUGCUGCUCUUGAAAGCCUUCAUUCCUGUGUUCCUUAUACCAGGUCCAGGAAUAGGCUAGUCAACAUACGAUAUAAUGUGUGCAUUUUGCAAAAUUAUCAUGCAGAUAUAUAAUGAUGUCUGAACUGUAUGUAUACAUCAAUUUAUUUUCUACAGUUAAUAGAUGGUCAUAUCUCUGCAUGGAUUUCUACAAGUGUAUAUGUUAUGGCAUGAUGUACAUCUAUGAUUUUUUUUAACUUCUUAAAAUGCACAAUUGCAUUUCACGUUG
Molecule: messenger RNA, 2276 nt
Organism: Brachypodium distachyon (stiff brome)
Lineage: Eukaryota; Viridiplantae; Streptophyta; Magnoliopsida; Poales; Poaceae
Product: protein WHAT'S THIS FACTOR 1
Exons: 2
Coding region: 132-1604 (490 amino acids)
Molecular function (GO): RNA binding
Source: RefSeq, a predicted model, not a curated record